AUGGGCAUUGAUGAGCCCCUGGGUGCUGUAAUUAGCGUGAAGGGAUUUCACUUGCUUGGCAACACCUCUGAGCCCGAGCUGGUGCCAUUCCCAGAGAUACGGCUUGCCAACGGCCCCAGCCGGUGCCAGGGGCGAGUGGAGAUCCUUUACAACGGCUCCUGGGGGACGGUCUGUGAUGAUGACUGGGACAUUGUGGAUGCCAACGUGGUGUGUCGCCAGCUGGGCUGUGGCCACGCCAUCACCCUCCCGGCUGCCAUGACCUUCGGCCAAGGGAGUGGACCCAUCUUCCUGGACAACGUGGACUGCAAGGGCCGGGAGGCAGCCUUGAGCGAGUGCUGGAGCCAUGGCUGGGGCAUCCACAACUGCUACCACUAUGAGGAUGUGGCUGUCAUCUGCAACGAGCUCUCACCCACUCAAGCCAGCGAAGGACCGACGAGCAGGACCCUCACAGCAUCGGUGCAGGAUGGGGAAAGUGACGGCAGCAUCCGUUUGGUGAGCGGGACAGACACUUGCCAAGGCCGGGUGGAGAUCUUCUACCGUGGGAACUGGGGCACCGUCUGUGACGACGACUGGGGUCUGAGCGAUGCCAGCGUGGUGUGCAAGCAGGUGGGCUGUGGCCAAGCCCUGGAUUACAAGAGCAAUGCCUAUUUUGGCUACGGCACGGGGCACAUCCUCCUGGAUAACGUCAACUGUGACGGCAGCGCCCCUUCCCCCCCCCCUUGCUACAGCCCCGGCUGGGCCAUCCACAACUGUGGCCACCACGAGGAUGCUGGGGUCAUCUGCACAGGUACUAGGGUAGAGUAUCACCUUGGGGGGUGGUGGACAUGGGCCACCUCCAUCCCCAUUAUCCUGAAGCAUCCAGACCACCCUACAUCUGCCUCCUGGAGGCUGGACACGUCCACCAUAACGUCCUUCACCACCUCAGUGGCCCUGGACUAUGAAGAGACGCUCACUGCCACAGCCACAGCAGUGACAGACAGCAGGGACCAGCCCUCCCAGGCCACCGAAGUGGUCACCACUGCCCUCCCUACUGUUGAGCAGGAAG
Molecule: messenger RNA, 1045 nt
Organism: Antrostomus carolinensis (chuck-will's-widow)
Lineage: Eukaryota; Metazoa; Chordata; Aves; Caprimulgiformes; Caprimulgidae
Product: scavenger receptor cysteine-rich domain-containing group B protein
Exons: 8
Biological process (GO): zymogen activation
Cellular component (GO): plasma membrane
Molecular function (GO): serine-type endopeptidase activity
Source: RefSeq, a predicted model, not a curated record